AAUGCCGUGUUGUACUGCAAUUCAUGUGACCACAAGAGCAAACAUGGCGGAAGUAGACGCGAUGAAGUCUCUGAGCAGCUUGUUAAAUGGAAUCGCACAGAAAGUAUAUUACAACAACAGCGAGAUCACAGAGGAGCUGCUGAAAAGCGAGCUCUACCCCGAGAUGUCGCCAGACGAGUUCACAGCUUUGCACGACAAAAUGAAAGGCCUCUUAAAGUCCAUCGCCACAGCAGACAUGGACCAUGCCCAGCUGGAGGCCUUCCUCACAGCUAAGACCAAGAAACAAGGUGGUGGUGGCUUGAGCGCUGAACAGGCCGCUGCACUCUCUCGUUUCUGGAAGAGCCAACGAGUUCGAGUUAAGGAAAGUUUGGUGGCUCAUAGCCGCUGGGAGCCCAGCCUCAGGGGCCUUUCCUGGAGAGUGGAUCUCCAGGCUGCAGCCAGCAGACGGGGAACAGCUCACAGCGGCCCAGUUGCCCUGGUGGAGCUCGAGCUCGGCAGAACAGGACAAGACUCAGAGUUUGUGUGUCUGGAGUUUGAUGAAACCAAAGUCAAUCAAGUGUUGAAGAAGAUGGCUGACAUCCAGGAGAGCAUCGACAGAAUUGUUCACAGUACCUGAAAGUACUUCCUGAAAGUUUAUCUCAAACAGCAGAGACAGAAAGAUAACUGUGACUAAGAGUGCUGUGUUGAGGCAAAGUUUUUCCACUUGCUCACAGAUUUAUCAGAAAUGAAAGUGGUGUGUACGUGUACAGAUAUACACACCACUAUCAAUUCUAGUAGAUAAUACUUGUGGUCGUCCUCUGAGAAUAAGUGGUCAUUAAAGAAGAACUAUUCCUCUUUUUGCAAUAUAGUUUGCAAAGCUUUGGGAUUCUGGGAUUAUGAGAAAUAAGAAAUGCGAUGAAACUAAAGUGAACAAAAGCAAUGUAUUACAAUAUAAUUGUAGAUAUUGUAAAACUAAAUAAGAAGUAUCCCACGUGUAAUUGUUUUUUUAUUAUUAUUAAAAGGGACAGAAAGAUUAA
Maylandia zebra (zebra mbuna) is the source of this 1016-nucleotide messenger RNA. RefSeq names its product copper metabolism (Murr1) domain containing 1 (gene commd1). Gene Ontology annotation, biological process: regulation of proteasomal ubiquitin-dependent protein catabolic process; negative regulation of protein localization to cell surface; copper ion homeostasis. NCBI's taxonomy places the organism in Eukaryota, Metazoa, Chordata, Actinopteri, Cichliformes, Cichlidae. The record is from RefSeq and is a predicted model, not a curated record. Gene Ontology annotation, cellular component: endosome.